AUGAUGGAAACUGAGGAUGAAAUUGCCAUCGUGGGGAUUGGAUGCCAUUUUCCUGGAGGUGAAGGAACUGAUAAUUUCUGGCAGGUGCUAAUAGAAGGCAGAAACUGUACUACAGAAAUACCACUGGAGAGAUUUGACUCUAGCGAGUGGUACGAUCCAGACAACAGCAAACCAGGAAAAACAAGCACAAGACAUGCAGCUUUAAUUGAAGAGUUUAAUGCAUUUGAUAAUAAGCUUUUUGGAAUUAAUGGAACGGAAGCAGAACGCAUGGAUCCCCAGCAGAAGCUACUUUUAGAAUGCACUUAUAGAGCACUGGAAGAUGCAGGAGUCACUAGAGAAAAUAUUAGCAACUCCAAAGUAGGAGUUUUUGUCGGUAUGAUGAAUCGAGACUAUGAGCACAUAAGCAGCAAGGCCACCACUGAAAUAAACCAUUAUGAUGGCACUGGGGCAGCAAUGAGCAUCGCUGCCAAUCGGAUUUCAUACACUUUUAAUCUCACUGGGCCAUCUCUUGCCAUCGACACUGCUUGUUCCUCAUUUCACUAUGCUCUGCAUUUUGCCUGCCAUGCAAUUAAACAAGGGGAUUGUGACGCUGCUCUUUGCGGAGGAGUGAACUGCAUCAUAGAUCAUCGAAUGUUUAUCCCUCUUAGCAAAGCAAAAAUGAUUGCCUCUGAUGGAAUAAGCAAACCUUUUUCAACAAAGGCAGAUGGCUAUGGAAGAGGAGAAGGUUGUGGCGUUCUUUUGCUGAAAUCAUUGAAAAAGGCACAGGAAGAUUUCAACAGAAUAUGGGGUGUUAUCAGCAUCAGUGCUGUCAACCAGAAUGGAAGGUCUGUCACUCCAAUCACCAAACCAUCUCAACAAGAACAGGAAAACUUGCUACGCAGCAUUUAUCCUUCUCACGUUCAUCCAUCCACCGUGCAGUACAUAGAGGCGCAUGGCACAGGAACACCUGUGGGAGAUCCCACCGAGGCCGAGAGUAUAGGCAACGUCAUUGGUAAAAAGAGGCCUCCUCACCUGCCCGCUCUCAAGAUGGGCUCUGUGAAAGGGAACAUUGGGCACACAGAGUCAGCUGCUGGGGCUGCAGGCUUAAUCAAGGUUCUUCUCAUGAUGCACCAUGGAAAGAUUGUCCCCUCCUUGCACUUUUCGGAGAGCGUCAGCAGCAUCAACACACAGCAAUUAAACCUCUCCAUUCCAACCAGUGUGGAGAAGUGGGAGGAGUCUAGUGAGCUUGGCAGGGCAGCUGGGGUCAACUGUUUUGGAUUUGGGGGGACUAAUGCCCACGUUGUUGUCAGACAAGUUAAACAAACCCAGGUUCUUCCCCCAAUCAAAAGGCCUGUUGAACUGUUUGUCCUUUCUGCAGCUUCAGGUAAAUCUCUCAGACUGACAAUGGAAGACACUGCUAGACGUGUGAAUACGAGUGAGUCAGUAACACUCCCAAGUGCGGCCUAUACUUCGGCAUGCAGGAGAAGCCACAUGAACUUCAAAUACAGGAAAGCCUUUGUGGCAUCUUCUCUGCAGCACUUGAAACAGCAGUUUCUCUCUGCAGCUGAAACGGAAAUAGUUCCGUCCAAGAAAGCUCCACAACUGAUUUUUGUCUUCUCUGGGAAUGGUCUGAAUUUGAAAGGGAUAUUCAAAAAUUUGCUGCAAUCGGAACCUGUGUUCAGAGACAAAUGUAAAGAAAUAGAGGGAUUAUUCCAGCAACUCAUUCCUCUUAGUAUCCUAGGACUGGCCGAAAGCGACCGUGAUGAUUUGACAAGGCCCGAAAUAGCCCAGCCCUUACUCUUCACCCUGCAGGUGGCCUUGGCCACACUGCUGCAGCACUGGGGAAUUAAGCCUACUGCAGUUGUUGGCCAUUCAGUUGGUGAGGUUGCUGCCGCCCAUUGCGCUGGCUUUAUUUCCCUGGAAGAUGCUGUCGAGGUCAUCCAUCACAGGAGCAGGUUACAGGCUAAGGUCACCGGAGGCAGAAUGCUGGUUGUCGGUAACAUCCCCGUUCAAGAAGUGUCAGAGGCCAUUGGAGCAUACUCUAGGAAGGUCUGCGUUGCCGCAUUUAAUAGCCCUCAGUCUUGUACCUUGUCAGGAGACGCAGGUUCCAUCAAAGCCAUUCAGAAAGAUCUAGUUGAACGUUUUGGUGGAAGGAAUGUUUUCCUUCAUGUUUUAAAUGUACCAGCUGCAUAUCACAGCCACAUGAUGGAUCCAGUACUACAGGAAUUGGCAGGGAGUCUAUUAGGAUUAAAGAAGUGGAAGCCAGAAAUUGAUCUAAUUUCUACUGUAACAGGGAAGGUGGCUUCAGAAGAUGAUAUUGUGUCAGGCAACUACUGGGCCAGACAAGUUCGUGAUCCUGUUUCAUUUGCUCAGGCCAUUAUGUCUUCUGUGAGAGAGAAGCCAAAUGUUGUGUUCAUUGAAAUUGGUCCCCACAGAGCAUUGCAGAGAUAUAUCACGGAAACGUUAGGAAAGGAAACUAAAGUUUUUUCUUCCUUGCAAGCUGACAGAGAGUAUGAGGCACUUCUUACACUCGUAAAAGGCCUGUUUGAACUUGGGUUCAAUCCAGAUUGGUCACAUCUCUAUGAUGGAUAUCAAAGUGUACCAGCAAGCUAUCCCAGGUACCAGUUUGAACAUAUGAAGCUGAACUCCCACAUAAACAUGUUGCAACAACCAAUUCAAAAAGCUGCAAACUUAAACCACCCUUUUAUUCACAGCGUUAACCAUAAUAAUACAGAAGUGAAGUGUUCUGUGUCUCAGGCACAAACACCAUACCUAUAUGAGCACAAGCACAGUGGUGUUGCUCUAAUCCCUGGUGCCUUUUUUGUUGAACUUGCACUGGCAUCUGUGAUGACUUGUUCAAGGCCAAAAAAUCCCUUCAGUUUGAGUCAGAUAAGCCUGAAGUUUACAGCACCGUGCAUUUUAAGUGAGAGCCCCCAUGAUUUGAAGGUAAAUGUGGAAUUACACAACACAGUGAAAGAAUUCAGAAUACUGUCUUCAUCAGGCGCAAUUUAUGCAACAGGACAAGUCACAAGGAAUCCAGAGACCCCUGUUCAAGAAAAGAGCAUUUCCUAUACAGAUGUUUUUCAACGCUGUCAAUCAUUUGUGAGCAGAGAUGAGAUUUAUGAAACAUUGUCCUCUUUUGGAUUUCAGUAUGGUUCAAUAUUUAAGCAGUUAAAUGAUGUAUUUUACUGUAAAGAACUGAAAGAAGCUGUAACCAUCCUCAGGGUUAACAAAGAAACUACAGACGGAAUGCAUGAUUAUUUUAUCCAUCCAGUGCUCUUGGACUGUUUUCUACAAAUGACAGUGGUGAUAAUUCAGAAAACUUCCAUGAAUUAUAUUGGAUUACCUUCUGGCAUAAGCAGCCUUGUAAUCGUUAGACCUUUGGAAGAGGAAAUGAUGAUAUAUCUGAAAAUGAGCAAUUCUACAGAGAACUACAUAGAUUUUUGUGGAUGCUUUACAGAUAAACAUGGCUCUGUUUUGGCAGAGGUGAAACACAUCAGAAUCACUUUUAUGAAGAAAACUUCCCAAAAUGAGACUGAUUCUUUGUAUGAAAAUAAGUGGAAGGAAGUAACUAAUUCCCAAAUAAUCCAGAACUUGCCAAAAACAUUCAAAGUGGCAGUGUUUGCUGACAAGAUGGGAAUAUCUCAGCAACUCAAAAAAUUCUUACAUAAAGAUUCUAGGUUUUUGGUCUACGAAGACUGGGAGAAAUUGUUGGAAAUCAGAAGCUUGAAAUUGCCUGCACAGGAAAAAAUUAAACUGGAACUGCAGGAUUACAAUGAUGUUUUGUUUAUGUGGGGAAUCCACCGAUUAAAUGAAGGAAAUCCAGACUCCCUAGUUGCAGAUUUGUCAAAAUGCUGUGAAGCUCUUCGGCAAGUUAUUAUUGUUUUGAGAAAGAAGAACAUUCAUUGUUCCAUCAAGAUAAUCACAUAUAGGACUACAGAGAGGUCUGUAGACCACAUUAAUCCUGGCUUUGCUUUGUAUGGCAUGGUGCGAAGCUGUAUGAUUGAAGUUUCCGAAAUCACAUUUCAGAUGAUUGACAUCAGCUCAACAAGCACAAUGGACAUCUCAGCCUUAGCAGACGUUUUACUAGAAUAUGAAGCACAGAAAUAUCCUGAAGUUUGGAUUAACCAGGGAAGAGUUUACACUUCUGAAAUCAGACAGAGUCAUGUUCAUGAUAUGGCAAACGAUCCCCCUUUCCAGUCUCUAAAAAACUCUGAGUGCUUCACUCUUUACACUUCUGAUCCAUAUGAAGCAAGGGACUUAUCUGCUGAGCUGGCUGAUAACACUAAUAUUCCUCUGGAUGAUCACAGUGUUGAAAUUCAGAUUGAGAAAAUAAGUCUGCAUUCUGAAGACUACUUUCCUGUUAGUGUCUCUAGCUGUAACUUUGGAAAUUCAUUAUACUGGAAUUCGCAGACAGUUGACAAGCAUCAGCUCUUAGCUCUCGACUGUAGCGGGAAAGUAGUUGCAACUGGCAGCAAAGUGAAAAAAGUCAAAGUGGGAGACCACAUUGUUUCAUGUUAUCCUGUUACUGCAUCUUCCAGAAUCAGGAUCCCAGAGGUGGUAUGCUUGAACACUCAGAACUUCCCAUGCUUUGAAACUGUGCCAUGUGUGUCCUUCUUUAGAAUAGCAUGGGAAAUUUUGCAUCGGACAUUGCCAGAAAUGAAGCAGAAGGGCUCUUUAGGCAUUAUUUCUAUUGAACCAGAGUCAGUUUUGUGCAAAGUGCUUAAUCUGUCAGCUCAGGAAGCAGGAUGGAAAACCAUAUGUACAAGACCUGGCAGUAACAUCAAUCAAUGCAAUGCCCUUGUUUUCCUGCCUCCAGUAAAAAAACUGCCUACAGAUAUUUUAGCUCAUCUUUCACGCCUCCAGCAUGUCAUUAUGGUGAGUGGCAACCUACCCUCUGAAAGUCUGAGAUCUCUCACUGGAAGUGGUCAUGAGAACUUCCAAGUUCAUGUUCUCAUACUGGCCAGCAUUUUCCAGAAGGCAUUUCUGAAACAAUCUCAGAAACUUUUCAUCAGGUGGAUGAAAUCAAAGCAAAUGAAGCAAUUUAAGAGCUUACCCUGUUCAGUUUUUCAACAGGCAAACAAUUGUGAGACUGUGGAUUCUGCAUUAUCAUCAUAUUUUACAAGCAAGUCUAUCUACCUCACUGUGCUGAAAAGUGAUGUGCCUAAUAGUUUUAUUUCAGACAUACCUGUGUAUGACACCAAGGAGAAAAUAUUUAAGCACAAUGCAGUUUACAUUGUCAUAGGGGGACUUACUGGGCUUGGGUUUGAAACAGUUAGAUUUAUUGCUGAAAAUGGAGGAGGAUGCAUUGUGAUACUUUCGCGAAGAAACCCAAGUGCUGAGAAGCAGGAAGAAAUAAGGGUUUUGCAGCAUCAGAGUAAAGGGAGCAGAAUAAUCAGCCUGCAGUGCAAUGUCAUCUUCAGGUCCGAUGUCGAGAAAGCUGUCAGGGCAAUCAGCAGCAUCUUUCCCAAGUGCCCAAUCAAAGGGGUGUUCCACGGUGCUGUAGUUUUACAUGAUGGAUCCGUUGAAGCCUUGACUGUGUCUGACUUUGAGGAAGUUUUCAGUCCUAAGGUGGCAGGAGCCAUGAAUCUUCACCAUGCUACCCAAGGGCAGGAUCUGGACUAUUUUGUGUGUUAUUCAUCAGUUGCUUCAUUUCUUGGAAAUUCAAUGCAAGCAAACUACGCUGCGGCCAAUUCCUUCCUGGACCUUUUCUGCCAUUAUAGGAGAAACUGUGGACUUGCAGCACAGUCCAUUAACUGGGGUGCCUUGAAUCUUGGACUACUGCAAAAUCGAAAUGAAAUUCAAAAUUUGUUAGAAUCCAAGGGUAUAGCAAUCUUGCAAGUGAAUGAUUUUCAUGAGUAUCUUAAAAGAUGUUUAAUUCUGAACAAUCCUCAGCAAGCUGUUGUAAGGCUGAACUUCAAAACUUUGUAUGGUAAUUCUAUUGCUCAAAAUCCAGCAUUCAGAAGUCGCAUGUAUUCAGUCCUUAAAGAAGUACUCUACAAGAAUGCUGAGCUUUCAGAACAAAUUAUGCGCGACAAUUUGCCUCCAGAAAAAUCUGAAGAUUAUAUCAUGUCAUUGUUGAAUCAACUCACUGGUGCAGAUCCAAGUGACAUCACUGUGGAUACAUCGCUGUUAUCCCUUGGCAUGGAUUCCAUGUUAGCCAUGACUCUACGUAAUCAUAUUUUCCAGGAACAACAAGUAGAUAUACCACUUGUGAAACUGCUUGAUCCUAAUACUACAGUUCUCUCAUUAGCACUGCUUUUGGAAGAAAGAUCUGAAGAAAACAAAAAAUCUGGGAUAGAACACCAUGUGAAACAGAAUACUGAAGGAGAAAGCUGGAGUACUUUUUUGUAA
Messenger RNA from Eublepharis macularius, 6333 nucleotides. RefSeq lists its product as uncharacterized. Gene Ontology annotation, molecular function: fatty acid synthase activity. The transcript is spliced from 6 exons. Lineage: Eukaryota; Metazoa; Chordata; Lepidosauria; Squamata; Eublepharidae. Gene Ontology annotation, biological process: fatty acid biosynthetic process. The coding region runs from base 1 to 6333 and encodes 2110 amino acids. The record is from RefSeq and is a predicted model, not a curated record.